Procambarus clarkii (red swamp crayfish) is the source of this 5918-nucleotide messenger RNA. RefSeq names its product dolichol kinase. Gene Ontology annotation, molecular function: dolichol kinase activity. The record is from RefSeq and is a predicted model, not a curated record. Gene Ontology annotation, biological process: dolichyl monophosphate biosynthetic process. Gene Ontology annotation, cellular component: endoplasmic reticulum membrane. NCBI's taxonomy places the organism in Eukaryota, Metazoa, Arthropoda, Malacostraca, Decapoda, Cambaridae.
GUGCAGGUAGCGUGGGAGUGAGGUGGUGAGGACUGAGAAUUGAUGAAGAUGAAGCCACCAUAAGAGGUGGCACGGGCAUGAGUAGCCUGUAGAUUGUAGAUGUUCGAAGUGAAAGUGAUCUUGGUCGAGUAACAUCUUGAAGUGUAUGUGGGCCCAGGCAAGGAGGACGGAGGAACCUCUCCCGGGGCACCCAGCGCCCCCCGGAACCAGCCACCCACAUCACAACGUGACAAAAGCCGAAUGAUACAUACAUAAGAACAAGGAACACAAGGUCCCAUUGCAUGAUGCACAGGCACACCAAACUGCAACUGUGUGCUAUGGUGGCAGAGUACAACUCACACUGGAAACAUUAGUCACCAGUAAGCCAAGGACCUUCAACCAGGGAAGUCUCAGCAGCUGGCAGUCAAAGAUGACCUUACCAAGCUCACUUACAAUAAUUUUAAUAUUAAGUUAGAUAAGUGAACAGCAUCAAGGUCCUUCAUCAAGCAAGUUGACAAACCAUUCCAAGAUCAUUUAGUGAAAGAGAAGAGACUGCUGGAAAACAACCACACCAGCCUAUGCCUACACCAUGAAGAAUAUUUUAUGCUGGCUCCCCAGUGUAACCCCACUGCAUCUGGAACAUCUUAACACUCGAAGUGGAGCAUCCCCUGGAGUGUGGCUCGUGAUGCUGGUGCCUCUAGCAUGUAGUCCAGGCUUCUACACAACUUACAACACUUGCACUCCAACACCUCUAUUUUUGGCAUUUCUUGCACUUCAGGUGGGAGUGUGUGGCAUCCACUUGUGCAAGCAUAUGUGUGUCUCAGGUGCUCACCACAACACAGAAGGUGAAGAUAUCAAAGCCUCCCCCUUUCUACUGAGAUUUCUUAUCCAUCCAUACACUCCAGCACUAGCCACAGCUGUUUCCCUCUCUCUACUUUCGGAUAUCAAUUUUUUGAGUGCAAUAUUUUCUACAACAUUAUGCACAUGGAUUGUUUAUGAACUGACACAUUGGUUAUUAAGAAGUUUCCCUGGAAGCUUCAGCCUAGGAGAAGGAGCCAUGGUUGGCCAGACAGGAGCUCUUACUAUCACGUGUUCCCUCUACUAUCUUCUCUCCACCACUCUACAGCAGAGGAAAGGCUCACAGUUACAAGAAAUUAGUAUUUUUGUUCAGACAGCAGUUCUCGUGUUUUCUUCAAUGAUUGUUGGCCUAUUCAAAUUUCCACUUUUGCACACUCCUCGAAUGUUUGUGCCGUAUAUUUGUGUGUGUGGGUCAGUUGGGGUAGCAGUAUCCUCAUUGUUACUGGGAGAGUGGGCACCGCUGUGGCUGUUGGAUGUGAUGACGGCGACUCCAGCUAGAUUAUCACUGCUAUGCUUGUGGUCUGGGUUAGCAGUUUUGAGUGCAGGCAUUACCACCUGGGCCAGAAGAAGGAAAAUCUUAGCUACCACAGUUGUACGCAAAAUCUAUCACAUUAUCAUUAUUUUGGUGUUUACUCCGGGAUUACUGUUAGAACCAGCCUUCACACACCUUGCUGCUGUAGCUGCUGUCAUGUUCUGCUUGUUGUUGGAGCUAACUCGAGUGAAGAAGAUAGAGCCUAUUGCUUCAGUUGUAUCUCAAGCUUUUUCUGCAUUUCUGGAUGAAAAAGAUCAAGGUACACUCAUUCUGAGUCAUAUCUACCUAUUGGCUGGUGUAGCAUCACCACUCUGGCUAAGUCCAUGUGCCUUGGGUAGAAUGAAAGAAGAGUCGAGUAUGUCUCCAGGGUCGGUACUUCCCCUCCUCGCUGGUGUACUUGCUGUUGGAGUGGGUGAUACUGCAGCCUCUGUUGGUGGAACUUAUUUUGGACGAAAACGGUGGUCAGGAACACAAAAAACGGUAGAAGGAAGCAUUUGUGGGGUGGUAGCUCAGUUAGUUGUAGUGUUAGCCUUAGUAGGGAUGAAUAUGGUAGACAUGUGUCUCGCAACUUGGGGCCGUCUUCUUGUCUCGGCUUCACUAACUGCUGUAGUGGAAGCUCUCACAGACCAGGUGGAUAAUAUUGUCUUACCAUUACUGUUAUACACACCAUUAAUGGAUCUGUAGACUUGGUAGUUGUCGGCAGAUAAUGUAAACGGUACGUUUAUUUUUUAUAAUAUACUGUACCUUUGAUCCCUCGAUCUGCACGAGGUUUACAUUCCUAAAACACCAUGUGGUAUAGCCAAGACGAAAUGAGUUGUGUUACUAAUUACAAAGGAAUGCAAGUUUGAGUAAUAAAAGCAGCAUCUCUCAGGGGCUUGUCUAUGCUUAUUAGCUUGUGUAUUGCUAAACUUUAAAUUACACACAGAAGAUCACACUAAUGUGAUAUAUUGAGAAAAACCUCAGAGCACUUCAAAACUUUCAGUAUUGCAGUAGUGGUGUGAUUGUUAAACACAUAGUAGUGAAUAGUAGUUGAGUGGUGGUGUGAUUGUUAAGGUAGUGAAUGGAAGUUGGAUGAUUGUUACAGUAGUGAAUGGUAGUUGGGUGGUGGUAUUUGGUGAGUGGUUGUUGUACUGAGGGUGGUAAUUAGUGAUGUAGGUAGUGCUUGUACAUGAUGGUAUAUGAGGCAACUGGUGGUAUGUAUGGUAGGAAACUGUGGUGAGUAGAGGUAUGUGUUAGAUGUGUACCAGUGUCACAGUAUUAGCCUAUUUUGGGGAGGACCCCCCCUCAGUAUUUACUUGGUAUUACAUCCUGAAACUAUCCUUGCCUUAGUCGAUACACCAGGCCUCUAACAACUCAAUAAUGCCUAAAGGACCAGCACCAGAAUCUAGGAACCCCCCCCUCCUUCUCAAACAGGCUUUGGAAAGCCUGGGGAUCAGAGAUCACACCACAAAUCCAUGGGAAUCACCACCAAAAAGAUACAAAACUCUAAACCAAACAAAUGCUUGGAAACAUUUGUAACCCUGACUAUAACAAUGCAACCACUCAAUACUGCAGUGGGAAAUAACUGCCUAGUAACACUUGCAUGCCACCAGAUGGCAGCCCAAGUGAUGUGGAACCCACCUGCCAGCUCAUUCACAAGCUACCCAAACCCAAAAACACUCAUACUUCAUGAAAAGAAGUGAAGUGGGUGGGGGCUACUGAAGGCCUUCCAGAAAGAUGCAUUUCGUUACAUUCCAUACUGGAUUUCUUGGGAGGGGGGCUCAGUACCUAACCAAUGCUCAUUCACUGCAUAACCUCAGUAGAGAAUGCCAUUAAAUUGAAAAAAAAAAUACAAAACACUAAAAUAUGGCCAGGGUUUACAUGGAAGAUAAGAUGAUGGACAAGCAGAGGCACUCCUUGUUAGGCUAGAUGCCCAAAUGCUGCAGAAGCUCAGCAACCCGUCCUCUCAACUAACGUGCCUCAUUUUGUAUGCUAUGGUCCCCGACACACAAAAUACGGGGUAGUGUGAAAAGUAACGGCUCACAAAUUUCCAGUAUCCACAUUUUCUGUGUGUAGGUUGGUUAGGUUAGGUGGGGUGGGGUGGCUUGGAUUUGUGCAUUUUAGUACCCAUUAUUUUGUAUGAUGUGGCAAAUUAAGAGAAAGGACUAAGCUCAGAGUGGUCAAAAAAUGAGCAACAACUAAGAAGAGGCCAGCACUUGGAAGAACUGGUGGUGACCUCCAGCAAACACAGACUUGCACAGAUGAUUAAAAACAAUCUGUGCCAACCAGCCAAACACAGACCAGAGCUAACUGACCAAACAUGGGUAUUGCCUUGAUUGAGGCCCAUCUAAUUUGCUAGUAUGGCCUAUCUUUCUCAAGCCUUGUUGGGGCUGAAACUUCUAUAUUUCCUCUGGGCCAUGUUGGGCUGGAGGUGCAGACAUUGCAGUGGUCUGGUGGGUCUGGGGUUCAAGGUCCCCAUAGCCAGGUCUUCGACCAGGCCUCCGUGGCAUUCCCUGUUUUCUUUAGUGGAUGCCUUUCAGGAGGAGCUUACUGACGCUAUCUCACUGAGAUAGCUCUUCCCUAAUGAGUCACAUCAGCCACAGCAGUCCUGUAUGGCCAACUGGGUACUAGAGCCAGAAUCCUCACCCUAGAACUAGCACCCUCACAAAGGCACAGGGAGCAUGGGAUUGUUAUGAUCAUAUUCACCAAGAAAAUAUACAGAAAGUAAGCAAAGCCGACUUUAUGUAGUUGACUGUAGUACAGCCAAACAAUUACACAAUCAGUUCACUCAAAAACUAGCUCAAACUCCCUUUAGUUACAACUAGCCACCAACAUUUCCGGAGCUCCCUGUCUCUGUGCUACCUUUUCCUCAGUCCUGUCGCUGAUAUUUCUGAAAUCAGGCCUACAUAAGUUGCCACCUGUUACAUGUUCCACUUCUUUUCAAACUAAGUGUAGGCCAUCCUCUGGACAGUGUCCUGUGGGGACCAUUUGCUUGCAUGUCAUUCCCAUCUUUAGUAUUUGCUCUAUGAACCUGUUUUCAAGUCUCACUUGUGUGGAGUUGAUCUAUUCUUUGCUUUGUCAAGCAGGAGCUGCAUCUCCCUGAGAGGCCAGGCUGCUAUGUAGAGUGCCUCACCCUGGGUAGUGCAAGAGCCUUUGACUAGGGAUUAUUCAGUUUUUUUGUUUUUUGUGGGGUACACUGAGGUUAGCAAGCUUGUCUGUACAGCAUCCCACUAAUGCCCUUCAUAGCUGUGUUUAAUGUAAAUUUUUCUGGCAAGUUUCUCCAAUGCCUGGGUGUUCUACUCGGUCCUUAUCUCCAGACCCUGGUACAGUAAUUCUCCUGUAAGUCUUUGGUGUUGCUCGUUAUGAUUCGACCCACCAAACCUGAGCCCCCUUACUGUACUUGCAAGUUUGAGGGUUGCUUUUAGUUUUAGCUACAAACUAAUGGUCACUUUUAAUAUUUCUUUCCACUGCCUGUUGGGUGGGUUUUAUCUUCUGUCCUGUGGCAUGCAACAUUUGGGUUCACUAUUUUAAAGGCACUGUGGAGGCUCCACAGAUGAUGGCAACUUUGGUUGAUGUGCCUUUGAGGGUGCAAGUAGGCACCCCUCAAAGACACAGGUCUCCAGUUGGCUAAAUAGGCCUCCAAUGGCUAAUGUGACUCUGCUCCCCUACCUGUACUAUCUCAGUUAGGUAACUUUAGGGAACCAUCAGGACCCUAACAAAGUGGCAUUUCGUUACAUUAACAGUAACCUCCUCUCACCCCUUUGUGUUGUUCAAUCAGAAUGGGGGUUGCAGGUUCCCAUUUUCUCCCUCUCUCCUGCACGUUUCUCUCCCUUUGUCAUAUUUAUCAGAAGAAAUACCUGUAUGUACUUAUGUACAUGCUGAGGUUUGCUGUUUUCUCUGUUGUUGUCUCGUUUGUGAACACUUCAGCAACAAUGGGAAAAUAAUGAGAUAGCGUCAUGCACUGGUGUCCAGGAACCAGUAACUAAUCUACCAUGCACUUGUAAAUAAUGAGUCUGGAAUGAAAUAUGAGUAAAUGUUUAGACACCACUUUAGAUAAUGUGUUUAUUCUUACUGAGUAAUACCAUGAGAUAUUCUCAUUUCAUCUUAUAGGGGUAAAUGUUCAGGAAAUAACAAGUCGUUUGGUUAUAGGAUACAAGUAUCUUUGGCCCACACUGUCUUAAUGGAUCAAGCUUGCACUUAACUGUUAUUCAAAGUGAUGGUCUAUGGCCAGUAGUAAUUAUCCUUACAGUAGAUCCAGCACAGACAAUGCAGGCAAGUCCAAACCAGCUCAAAUACUUACGAUUUUCACAUCCAAUCACAUACAUAUGCAGUUAGUCAACAGGAAGGUUGUUAUGGGGUAGGCAAUGAUACAGAUAACCUCAAAAUAAUAGAUCAGUGUGCCCAAUUUCAGUUCCAAACUUUUAAGGCUUAAGUUUUCAGGUUUUUUCUAUUUAUUGUACAUUUUUGAAGGUGGUUUUCUUAUCAAAUUAUAGAACACAUACUUUAAUUUAAAACAAAAAUGGAAAUAAUUUAUAAUGCAUUGUGAUUAUUAAAAUAAUAAAAUACAAAA